AUGGAGAUCAGAGAUGGAGUCUUAGAAAGUGUCGGCAAUCUCGCAAACCUGAGAAGCGUGGCUUUCUCUGGUAUCUCCAAAUUCACGACUGGUGGCCUUCUUGAGUUUGUGUCGCAUCUUGGGCCAGGGAACCAAGGCAUUCGGGUCAUGGUCGAUAUGGCUGAUCCAGAUACGAUGCUAUCUGAAGGGGAGGUUACGGUUGUGCGAGAGAGUCUAUGGGAGAAAGUCAGUGGGACUCUGGAGUAUACGCCGUGGAGAGCUCCGGAACAACAAUAUCAAUUGGAAAAGUGUUUCAUGUCUUCAAAACGAAUACUCGUGAUUGCUGGCUCGGAUAGCUCUGGUGGAGCCGGCCUCGAAGCGGAUCAGAAGGUUAUUGCCGCUCAUGGCUGUUAUGCAAUGACCGCUACUACCGCUCUUACAGCUCAGAACACGCUGGGUGUGUAUGGCAUUCAUCACACACCUCCCGCGUUUCUUCGGAAGCAAAUUGAUGCAUGUAUCGAGGAUAUAGGGAUCGAUGUUGUCAAGACAGGAAUGCUGGCGUCUGCAACCACAAUUCAGGUUGUUGCCGAUGCAUUUCGUCAAUUCAAUGUUGCUGUGUCUGUAAUCGACCCGGUCAUGGUAUCAACAAGUGGCUCACAGCUAUUACCUGAAGAGGCUGUGGAGACUCUAAUCAAGCAACUACUUCCAUUAACGACCAUCCUCACCCCAAAUUUGCCGGAAGCCAAGUUACUUCUAAAAACAGCUGGAGUAUGUUUCAAAGAGCCAGAGGAUGUUGACGACAUUGUAAAUAUUGCCAAAGCGCUUCAGGGACUGGGGCCGAAAUAUGUCCUUCUGAAGGGAGGUCAUUUACCAUUGACGAAAGGACGACUUGUCUCUAAAGGUAAAGCUGAUCGACAUGUUGUUCUCAACGUCCUGUUUGGGAACGGGGAUUUGACCUUGAUGGAGACUGCGUAUUUGGAGUCGAGGAAUACGCAUGGGACAGGUUGUUCACUGGCUUCUGCCAUUGCUUGCAAUCUCGCUUCCGGCAUGUCUGUCACCAGGGCUGUCACAAGAGCCAAUAAAUAUGUCGAAGCGGGUAUCAAAGCUAGCAGAGAUAUUGGGGGAGGCAGCGGUCCGAUCAACCAUUUCCACUCGACUUAUACCUUGCCAUUCCCACCGGGCGGUUUCAUCGACUACCUCUUAGAGCGAGAAGAUGUACAAGGGCCAUGGAAAGAGUACACCGAGCACGAUUUCGUACAGUGUAUGGCUAACGGUACUUUGUCGGAGGAGCUUUUCAAGCAAUAUCUGAUUCAGGACUUCCUGUUUCUAAUCCACUUCGCUCGCGCAAACGCGCUAGCCUCAUACAAGUCAAAGUCUAUGGUCGACAUUGGCCGGUCUGCCCAGCAAGUGCUUCACCUUCAGGAGGAGAUCAAACUCCACAUCGAAUUUUGCAAAGACUACGGCCUCUCGGUAGAGGAUAUAGAAAGUCAGGAGGAGAGCCAAGAUACGAUUGUUGAUGGAUGCGCCAGAUACGUCCUCGACAUUGGGCAGUCUGAAGACUGGCUAGCAUUGCAGAUCGCGCUCUUGCCCUGCCUGAUCGGCUACGGCAUCAUCGCGCGACGCCUCUUCGACGACCCAAGUACAGUGCGAGAAGGAAGCAGAUACUGGAAAUGGGUCGAAACAUAUGUCGCCGAAGGUUAUGUGGAAGCAAUGAAGAACGGGUCAGAUUUAAUCGAGAAGCAUGCGAAAAAACAGUCCGUUUCAAGGAUUGACGAUCUGGCACGGAUAUUUAUUCAUGCUACUAAGAUGGAGACGGGUUUCUGGGAUAUGGGAGCAAAAGGAGCACUGGAGUUUUCACCGGUCCCUACCGCGACUUCAUACACCAUGUCUUACGGCGGCGGCGGUUACGGCUCUCGUCACAGUGGAAGCAACGGAUAUUCCAACGGGUACGAUAGCAGAAGCGGUGGAUACGGUGCCUACGACAACUACUACUCCAGCCAUAUUCCGUACGGGUAUGCUAGUAUCCCCACGAUGGGCCUCGGUGGCGUAGCUUUUGCACCCCAUUCAUCAUGCAAUCUCCUUCUCAUCAAAUUCCGCGUGCAGAGCGAAUCUGGCGGUGGCAGUAACGGAAAUGUAAACGGCUAUUCUGGCGGCGGCGGCGGCGGCGGCGGAUAUAGCAACGGCUAUUCGGGAGGCGGCGGAGGCUUCGGUGGCGGCGGUGACAGGAUGUCCAACCUCGGCAACGGCCUCAAGCAGCAAAACUGGGAUCCGAGCACUCUUACCAAAUUCGAGAAGAACUUCUACAAGGAGGAUGACGCGGUUGCCCAGCGCUCCGAGGCUGAGGUCGAGGCGUUCCGCAAAGAAUUCCAGAUUUCAGUCCAGGGUCACGACAUCCCUAAGCCGGUUACGACUUUUGACGAGGCUGGAUUUCCAAGUUACGUCAUGAGUGAAGUUAAAGCCCAAGGAUUCGCGAAACCCACCGCCAUCCAGUCCCAAGGCUGGCCGAUGGCUCUCUCUGGACGUGAUGUGGUCGGUAUUGCCGAGACUGGAUCUGGAAAGACUCUGACCUACUGUCUCCCGGCCAUUGUCCACAUCAACGCCCAGCCUCUUCUCGCCCCAGGUGACGGCCCUAUCGUCUUGAUCCUUGCGCCCACCCGUGAAUUGGCUGUCCAGAUCCAACAAGAAAUAAGCAAGUUCGGUAAAUCAUCCCGGAUUCGAAAUACGUGUGUCUAUGGAGGUGUUCCAAAGGGUGGCCAGAUCCGCGACCUUGCGAGGGGUGUUGAGGUUUGCAUUGCAACACCUGGCCGUCUUAUUGACAUGCUUGAAUCUGGAAAGACUAAUCUGCGUCGUGUAACCUAUCUGGUGCUCGAUGAAGCUGACCGCAUGUUGGACAUGGGCUUCGAACCGCAGAUUCGCAAGAUCAUCGGACAGAUUCGUCCGGACCGCCAAACUUGCAUGUGGUCUGCUACUUGGCCAAAAGAAGUUCGUCAAUUAGCCUCUGAUUACCAGAAGGAAUGGAUCCAAGUUAACAUUGGUUCCUUGGAUCUCUCAGCAAACCACCGCAUCCAGCAGAUUGUAGAGGUCGUCAGCGAUUUCGAGAAGCGUGAGAGGAUGAGCAAGCAUCUUGAGACCAUCAUGAGCGAUAAAGCAAACAAGGUCUUGAUCUUCACAGGUACCAAGCGCGUUGCGGACGAUAUCACCCGAUUCCUCCGUCAAGACGGGUGGCCAGCGUUGUCUAUUCACGGUGACAAGCAACAGAAUGAACGUGACUGGGUCUUGAAUGAAUUCAAGACUGGAAAGAGCCCCAUCAUGGUUGCUACCGAUGUGGCUUCCCGUGGUAUUGAUGUUCGCAAUAUUACCCAUGUGCUGAACUAUGACUAUCCGAACAAUUCGGAAGACUACGUUCACCGCAUUGGUCGAACCGGUCGUGCAGGUGCCAAGGGUACUGCAAUUACGUUCUUCACUUCCGAUAACUCGAAGCAGGCCCGUGAUCUUGUCUCAGUACUCACAGAGUCUAAGCAGCAGAUUGAUCCUCGUCUGCAUGAGUGGGCCCGUUACAGCGGCGGAGGAGGCGGCCGUUGGGGUGGAGGACGUGGUCGUGGUGGUGGCGGAGGUCGUGGAGGUGGAGGUUGGAGUGGUGGCAACAGUGCACCCGUCCGCAAUAACCGCUGGUGA
Messenger RNA from Lindgomyces ingoldianus, 3654 nucleotides. RefSeq lists its product as uncharacterized. Gene Ontology annotation, cellular component: cytoplasm; ribonucleoprotein complex; nucleus. The coding region runs from base 1 to 3654 and encodes 1217 amino acids. The record is from RefSeq and is a predicted model, not a curated record. NCBI's taxonomy places the organism in Eukaryota, Fungi, Ascomycota, Dothideomycetes, Pleosporales, Lindgomycetaceae. Gene Ontology annotation, molecular function: phosphomethylpyrimidine kinase activity; RNA helicase activity; RNA binding. The transcript has 19 exons. Gene Ontology annotation, biological process: rRNA processing; thiamine biosynthetic process.